UCGCAUUGAGGUAUUGUGGGUCAUUUUAAAGUAAAGACUCGGGUAUUUCCUGUAGUCACGCUGGAGCAAGACUCACACUCUUUUAUUAUCGAUCACAAUUAUCUGCUAAGGCCGCAUUUGUUGUAAGUUUGCACGCUGGGAUGUUUAUCACAAAAGUUUGGCUGUUAAAGCAGACGCGAUGACCCAGAGGUUCUUAUUUAAGGCUUCUCUACUUUACAAAGACAUUUGCCCUGAACAGUCGCGCUUUCUUAUGCAAAGGCAUCAGAGCAUUGCGGCUACCCUGCCGGUGUCUAUGAUCUGCCCCUUCUGUUUCCAGUGGCGACAACUGGGCAAUCAUCACAUGCGUCUACGGCCCAAGCGGAAGCCCACGGCGAGGAUUAGGAGACUUCUGAAGAGGGAGUCGGCAGGAAAGAGGCUGAGCGCAGAACAGACUGUAGUCCUUCAAAAGUUUAAUAGGGCCUCCAAUGCUCUGAUGGCAACGUGUCACACCUGUAAUAAGAUGUCCAGACAACCUGGAAUGAAUCGUGAGCUUUUGUCUACAUUGUCAAAGAACCGAAGUACCCCAGGAAGUGCGGGCAAACAAAGAACUCCACAGUCGGCCAGCAGGUCUACUCCGAAAUCUGUAGUAGACAGAACACCAAGUGGCACACCAAGGUCAGUAUCUUCAAACACCAGCUCAUCAUCAUCAAAGUCUGGCAGUGCGAAGCCGUCGCCUUUCGCCCGCCUCAAGAAGAUCCUUAUGCUGGAAAACAAACAGCAGAGCAAGAAAGGUGGCCUGAAGGACUUCCUCUCAUCUCUCUGAAGACCUCAGGGUCAUUAAAAUGAAAGACUCUGGCCCACUUUGAGUGGAGCUGCUGAAAUUUAGAGCAUGAAGCUUGAUGAGGAUGACGAUCACUUCUCCUUGUGUAUUACAAUGCCAUCUAGUGGAGGAGUCUUUAGCGUGGAUUAUAUUGAAGGACAGGGUUAUAUUGAACAGAAGGUCUCCUUUCCUUCUAUCAAGUGUCUGUUUCUGAAUCCUUGUGGAUGAGUGGGGAAAAAAUGUCCUUUUGUAACUUGUGCUACAGAACCAUGCUGUGACAUUUUAUAGUUUUUUUCAUUUGCCAUUUAUUUUCAUGUUCCCACAUAUUGUUCAUUUUUGUACAAGAAAAACAACUUUUAUAUGUUGUGUUUUUAAUGUUAAUUUUGUACACUUUGAAUUCACACAUUUGUGUC
Molecule: messenger RNA, 1212 nt
Organism: Sinocyclocheilus rhinocerous
Lineage: Eukaryota; Metazoa; Chordata; Actinopteri; Cypriniformes; Cyprinidae
Product: UPF0711 protein C18orf21 homolog
Exons: 5
Coding region: 179-802 (207 amino acids)
Source: RefSeq, a predicted model, not a curated record